UUUGACGGGCACUCGCGCGCGGACGUUGGAAUUGGGCUAUGAAACAGUUCACUCGCAUGUUUUGAUUCCUGAAAGUUAGUGUCAGUGGACUAGAUGUGAAAUGUCCGCUGCAACGCCGCCUGUAAACGACCAGUAUGUUUUUCGUCGACGUGAAUUUGAAGAGCCGCCGUCAGACAGCCAGAGAAGAUGGCAUAGUCCUCAGCCUGUCCACGGAGCAAGGCAGACCGCAUCGCACCACCAGCGACACCUGGUCGAUGGCAGCCGGAUUCGAACUCGACCUCCCAGCGAUCCCAGCACCCGGUGGCCCCAUGUGGACGACCCCACCACCAGGGAGCCUCAGCUGGAUGACUGUGAGCGGAUGGGGACUCUGUUUGGGAUGCUCAACAAGUGUCUGCGGGGGAUGGGCUUCAGCCAGAUGUACUUUGGGGACAAGAUAGUGGAGCCAGUAGUGAUUGUCUUCUUCUGGCUGCUGCUCUGGUUCCUGGGGAUCCAGGCCCUGGGACUCGUGGGAACUCUGUGCAUCAUCAUUAUCUACAUGCAGAAGUAAUGAGAGCUGCUGAUCAGGGUGGAGCCUGCUGUUUUCCUUGGUUAGUGCUUACACUUGCGGGACUCAUGCUAAUGCCUGUUUGGACUGGAGUCUGCAGUGGGUCCAUGCUGUACUAUUCUGGGCUGUACUAUUCUGUAGGGAUGGUGGCUUAGCAGGUUUCUAGAAAUUGUUUAAAGCUUGUUUAGAGUAAAUCCAAAGGUGGGUCCAGUCUUCAGGAUUGUUUGGAGCUUCUUCUGCCUCAGCCAAAGGAGUGUUGCUGUCCUGCUGCCUUGGCUGUUCUUGUUAUCACUUAAUGGUAUUGAUCAGGGAUAUUGUUGGGAUAUGGCUUGUUUCAGUUUGAAUCAGAGGCUACAGAGUGAAGGCCCAGGAGUGCCAGAACUCACAAAAACAACUGCACACGUCUCUGUGUCGAAUGUUCACUAAAAAGAAGCUAUCAUACAGUAAAUUGAUGUGAUGUGCAAGCACAGCAGUAAUAUUACUCCAAUAAUCCAUCAUAAGAAAGUGUGUGAAUGUAAAGCAGUAUGUCAGCUGUACAUUACAUUACAUGUUAUGUUCUUGUGAAACCUUACCAUUAAAUGUUUAGUUUGUGAUUGAUACUAGUGUGGAAGAAAAACAACUUCUGAAACCAGUUCUGUGGCUGGUUCAGGUGAGUUUUGUUCACUACAAAGUGGAGACAGAAGUUCACAACAAGGCUGUAGAAUUCAGUCUGCCGGAGAAGGUGCUGGUCAGGAUUCAAUACAGGUUACAGGAAACAGUCGGCUUGGGCUCACCCCAGGGGGGAAGCUGUCUGAGAGACCCGACUCACAAGUCUGAGUAGAUUUACAGAAAUUCAAUACAAAAUUGUUUUAAAGCAAAAGACAAAUUGAUUGCUGGGCUUCCUGGACAACAUAGAUUACACUUCAGUGUUACUCAGAUUACUAUUGUAAUGAUUAAAGAAAAAGCUAAAAAGGACCAAAAAGAAGAGUGGCUGAGUAGCAAGCUAGGUUCCUGUGAUAGUAAAUGUGUGACUCCUCACAGGGACAAAGAUUUAAUCACAGAGCUCUGUUAAUUCCUGUCACUGUCAUAUAGAAGGGCAGACACUUCAAUCAGGAUACACAAAUAGCAAUACAAAGGCAAUAUAAAGGAAAGAUAAAAGUAAAACUAUUUUCUUCUACACUAGCAAUGCACACUGUGUUGAUGGCUGACAAAUGAGAAAAUGAAAUUGCUGUUAUUGUUCCAGUAGUGGAAUUUCAGCUGGUAAUUACAUCCAGUAAUUACAAUAGCUGUGGAGAAGGAUGUCAUCUGCAAAACCUGGUUCAUGAAUGAGAAUCGGUUCUGAAUAAGUUAGCGACCUUGCCUCUCUGAAUUUCUCUCUGCUUUAUGCGUCUUGGUGCCUCUGCUUGCUCUAUUAACUUACUCUCUACUAGAUAAUACAGAUAAUUAUCAGUUAUUGUUAUCAGCCCUGAAAAUGCACAUCAGUGCAUGUCCAGGAGAUAGAGGGGGAACCCCUCUGACAGAACUGGGGAACUGACAGAAAUGUUAAGUCUGUUAUUAAUGAUUUCUCACAUUCAUGGAAAGAUAGGAAAUUGAUAACUUGGGAUAAAACUCUUAUUUAGUUUCAGAAACCAAGUGUGUUCAACAGAUACAGUCAUGUUGGUGUGUCAGUUCUUGUUGUUUGUCCUGUUGUGUUGUUGAGUGACAAAACUAAACUUUCUUACUGGAUGCAGUGUGUGUGUGUCUGUGUAUAGUUUUCCAGUUUGUCUCUGCUAAUGUGGCAGAGCUGCAGUGUGACUGUGUGACAUUGUUGCCCCGCACAACUACACUGGAGUGUUACGCUGAGUUCAUUCACAAAGUUUAUUAAUGCAUUGAGCUGGUCAUCAUACUGGUACAAUAUAAAUACCAUAAUAUCACAGUAGAUAGAUUGUGAAACACUUUCAUUUUGUGUUUUUAUUUACUGUAGGUUAAACAAUUGUCUUAACCUGUCUGUCCUAACGACAUUAGUAGAGGAAAUCCAUAGUAAAUCCCUCUUUCUUUCUAAUAUUCAUAUCAGAUUGACGUCAUACUCAAAAUCCGCUGAUGUUUACGUAUCUUCUGACAGCCGUCUCACGCUCAGGUGAUUAAAUGAGAAGUAUGUCCACAAUCACAAACACAUUAAUGCAAAGCUGAACGUUCACACUGCAAACUCAAGUAGAUGAGAACAACCCCGUCUCGAGUCACCUGCAUAUGCAACUUCUUUUUGUGUUUGCUGUUUACAUUCACUGACAGUGCUUAGAUGGUGUGGAUGGAUGAUCAAAGCUUUUUGUUAAAGAGAAGUAAGUUCCCUCAACACAAUUAAUUAGUUGCCCAGAGCUGAGGCAUAUAUGAUCACCAUUGACAUCUUAAAAAAAAUAAAACAUUUUUGGAGCAUUGUUUUCUCCAAAACAUUCAAUCUGAUGCUAAAUGCUACAGAGGGAAUACAGAGGGAUUCUUAUUAGAAAUGUCUGUUACAGCACCCCACCUACCAAAUAAAUAUCUAACAGUAUGUGGUAAUCUAAAGGUAGAUUAUUAUUGAUUUGACCUGAAUUGUUCUGGUAGUCUCAGGUAGCUUUUACAGUCAAACAUGUUUUACUCUUCUGUUAUUAUUGCACAUUUUGCUGGAAGAUUAUUCGAAUGUGCAGGUGUCCAUGUUAAAUGACCACACACUGUGGUAGAGGAACAGAGCUGUAGUCAUCACAUGGAUUUUUAAGUUUACUACUGAGUAGAAAAGGUGUCCAAUGGAAACGUCACCACUGAUGGUGAUGUACAGUAUGUUCACCAAUGACUGACUGUAGCCAUGUUGCAUUUGUCCUUGUUUUAAGAAACCGUCAUCAAUUAUUUUGAACAUAAAUUAUUGUUUAUAAGGUGUUUCCACAGAGUUUUAUGCAGACCUACAAAAGACAUAUUGAGUCACAAUGUAUUGCUAUGUUUCUGAUUAAAAGUGACCC
Chelmon rostratus (copperband butterflyfish) is the source of this 3489-nucleotide messenger RNA. It is a transcript of the gene fam241a, whose product is annotated as family with sequence similarity 241 member A. Gene Ontology annotation, cellular component: intracellular membrane-bounded organelle. The transcript is spliced from 2 exons. The coding region runs from base 101 to 547 and encodes 148 amino acids. Lineage: Eukaryota; Metazoa; Chordata; Actinopteri; Chaetodontiformes; Chaetodontidae. The record is from RefSeq and is a predicted model, not a curated record.